UUCCAGACUGCGAGGUGGUGGGAGCGUUUGCAAGGGGGAGGGAAGGGGGAUGUUCGGAUGAGACGGCGGCAGCAGCCCUGGCUGGGAGCUGGUCAGGCGGCGCGGCGCUGGGCCAGCCCGGGUAUCGCCGGCCCCCAACCUCGCCGCCGUGCCUUUCCAUGGCUGGCUCUCCGGGCUGGCCAGAGCACGGCGCUUCGCUUCCCAGGGGAUCUCAUUGCUAUUCAUGGAUAUCAGCGAUCCCGACUCGCUGCCAGUUAGACUGACAAUCUACUGUGCAGACCUUGGAGGUGGAGAAGAAGCGGAAUAAAGCAGUAGGAUUAGGGCACCGGCCGACUACAGCAUGGGUUUCAUGAAAGAUCUCCUUGCCCCGAGAUCUGUGUUGCUCCUGGUCCCCGCCGUGUUCCUGACGCUCCUCUCCGACGCAGAGAGAGUGUGCCCACGGACAUGUAGAUGCGAUGGUAAGAUAGUCUACUGCGAGUCCCAGGCGCUGCAGGAAAUCCCCGGGAACAUCUCCUCUGGAUCUCUGGGCCUUUCCCUCAGGUACAACAGCAUCAAGUCCCUCAAGCCCAACCAGUUCUCCGGGCUCAACCAGCUGACCUGGUUGUACCUCGACCACAACUAUGUCCACGCGGUGGACGAGAACGCGUUUCAAGGCAUCCGACGGCUGAAAGAGUUAAUUCUCAGCUCCAACAAGAUCACUCGGUUGCCCAAUGGUACCUUCCACCCGGUGCCCAAUCUGCGCAACGUGGACCUCUCCUACAAUAAGAUGCACGUCUUGCAGUCGCUGCAGUUCAAGGGAUUGAGGAAACUCCAGAGCCUGCAUCUGAGAUCCAAUUCCUUGAAGGCCAUCCCGGUGAGGGCGUUCCAGGAUUGCCGCAACUUGGAGUUCUUGGACCUGGGUUACAACCGACUGCGUAGCCUGGCCCGCAAUGCCUUCGCCGGCCUCAUGAAGUUGACCGAGCUGCACCUGGAACACAACCAGUUCUCCAAAUUCUCCAAAGUCAACCUAGCCCACUUCCCGCGUCUCUCCAGCCUGCGGACUCUAUACCUCCAGUGGAACCGCAUCAGGGUGUUCAGCCAGGGGAUGUCCUGGACCUGGAGCUCCCUGCAGAAGUUGGACCUGUCGGGCAACGAGAUCCAAGCCAUCGUGCCCGGCGUGUUCCAGUGCGUGCCCAACCUGCACAGCCUCCACCUCAACUCCAACAAGCUGACCACCAUCAGCCAGGAGAUCCUCAGCUCCUGGACCUCCCUGGCCACCAUCAGCCUCUCCUCCAACAUCUGGGAGUGCAACAGGAACAUCUGCUCGCUGGUCAACUGGCUGAAGAACUUCCAGGGCUACCGAGAGGGCGCUAUGAUCUGCGCGGGGCCCAAGCCUCUCCAGGGCUACAAUGUCAUGGAGGCUGUAGACCAUCACAAAAUCUGUGCGGGGGUGACCACGGUUGCCACCCAGCGACCACAGGGCUCAAAGACCACCCAGAAGACUACCACCCCCAGGCCAACCGCGGUGGCCAGUAAGCCCCAACUCCCAGUCACUGCCCAGCCUUCCAACGAAUCCAUCGCCGACUCGGACCACGAGUUCGAGUACAUCUCGUUUCACAAAAUAAUCGCGGGCAGCGUGGCUCUCUUCCUGUCAGUCACCAUGAUCCUGCUGGUCAUCUACGUCUCCUGGAAGAGGUACCCGGCCAGCAUGAAGCAGCUGCAACAGCGGUCCCUGAUGAAGCGGCGCCGGAAAAAGAAGAGGGAAUGCGAGAGGCAGAUCAACUCCCCCUUGCAGGAGUACUAUGUGGACUACAAGCCGACUAACUCUGAAACCGUGGACGUACUGGUGAAUGGCACGGCGGCUGGCACCUACACUAGACCCAGCCCGAGGGAGUGUGAGACUCCUCUUCCCAUGAACAUCACAGCCUUUUACAACUACGAGCAGCCGUUGGUUGGGUACUGCAAAGCACACCAGACUCUUCACAUACACAAGCGCUUCGAGGCGCCACUGCAGGAAGAGGCGCAGGCCAGCAGCGUCGAGCUGCCCGCCAACCGCAAUGUCAUCAGCACUGUUGCUCGCUCCGCCAUCCCCAACAUACAUCUCGAACCCCCUCACACGCCAUAGGAGGGCACCCCAACCCCCCAGCGGCUCACUUUGUGUGCGGCCAGCUCCCGACGGGAAGGAAGUCAAAAAACAGGAUAGCAACAAACAUUUGAAAGUUCUUUCCUGCGUUUAAAAAUUUAAAAAUAUUGACAUCCCCGAACAAUUGGUAGCCGUUGGAAACUCAACGGCCAAACUUCCGAAACUUGCCGUUCUUCUGAUUUUCUGUGCUUUGGUAUUUGACUAUGUAAAUAUAAGACUCUGCUUAUCAUGUUCUUAAGAAAAUAAAGUAAAAACUGUCAAGGAAUGGGUUCAACUCUUUUCGAAGUCAUGUUUUUCCACCACACAUUCAGGUCCCCAGCCAGGAGAAUGUGGUUAGUAAAAGGAAUCGGCGAUGUUACUUUUAUUUGGAAUGUCAGUCGUACCUGUGGUGAACAACCAUUUCAAUGCAAAAAAAAACUUGGCGAAUUUAUCAACUGAAAAUGCUGAAUGUGUGACAAAUACUCAAGAGUUUACAGGUGAAUGACUUUGGCGCAGUGGGGGGGGUGGGUCUGAAUAUUUACAGUCACAAAGAAUUGGUGCACGAAGGAACUGCAGAUGCUGGUUUACACAGAAGAUAGUCACAACAUGUUAGAGUAACUCAGCUGGUCAGGUAACAUCCCUGGAGAAAAGGAAGAGGUGACGUUUCGGGCCGAGACCCUUCGUCAGACUGGGAGGCAGGGAGGGGGUGAAACUAGAGGAGCGGGCUGGUGCAGAACAGAGCAGAGCCUGCAUCGAUGGCUCGGGAAAGGUUGAUCCCACAAUGUUGGCUGGGGACGAGGUGAUAUCGAAGGAAUACAAACAGCGAAAAGAGGAUCAGGAUGGGAGAGGGGUGGAGAAAGAGGGAAUGCUAGGGUAACUCAAAGGUGGAGAAAUGAUUGUUCAUGCCGCUGGGUUGUAACCUGCCCGAGUGAAAUAUGAAGUGCUUUUGUUACGUGCAAAUUGUAUAAAAUUGUAUAAUGUAUAAAAUUGGCUUUUGUACACUUACAUCCUUCUG
Leucoraja erinaceus (little skate) is the source of this 3116-nucleotide messenger RNA. Its product is annotated as leucine-rich repeat transmembrane neuronal protein 4-like. Gene Ontology annotation, molecular function: protein binding. Lineage: Eukaryota; Metazoa; Chordata; Chondrichthyes; Rajiformes; Rajidae. The transcript is spliced from 4 exons. The record is from RefSeq and is a predicted model, not a curated record. The coding region runs from base 341 to 2104 and encodes 587 amino acids. Gene Ontology annotation, cellular component: plasma membrane.